CUGUGACUGAUGGCACAUCAGCUCCUCCACAACAUUCAAAAAGAGCACCAGCAGUUGCUACAGGACACCAUCUGACUGCUCUAUGAAUGUUUCAGACAUCGCUUCAGCAGCAUGAUUCAGGAAAACAUCAAACCAGAUCUCACAUGGGAGGUGAGAGCUAACAAUCGCCACUAUCACAAACUCAAGCAGAAGAAAUCAUUCCUGUGCUUCUGCUGGGGGCAAUACACAGACAAUUUGUUGCGGAGCCACAAGUACUCUCCCUUGACGUUCCUGCCCCUGACGUUGUUUGAACAGUUCCAGCGUGCAGCCAAUCUCUACUUCCUCCUCAUGGUGGUGAUGCAGUGUGUGCCUGCCAUCUCGUCUGUACCGUGGUACAUCCCCAUCAUACCGUUGCUCAGUGUACUCACUGUGAGAGGGAUGAAGGACCUGUUAAAUGACCUGGCAAGAAGACGUAGUGACUCUGUGAUCAACUCUCGACCUUGUGAUGUGCUCAUCUCCCAGAGUUUCCAAACAGUUCAGUGGAAGGAUCUGUGCGUGGGAGAUGUGCUGCGGAUACACAAAGAUCAAAUCUUUCCUGCAGACCUUCUCCUCCUGUGCAGUUCAGAACCUCACAGUUUGUGUUACGUGGAGACAGCAGACAUUGAUGGAGAAACUAAUCUCAAGUACCGUCAGGCGCUCUUUGCUACACAUGAGGAGCUGACCUGUGAGCCCUCAGAAGAAGCCCUGUCUGCUUUUGAUGGUGUUAUAUUUUGUGAGGAGCCCAACAAUCGCCUGUACACCUUCAGAGGUCAGCUGCUGUGGAACAAACAGUGCUUUGUGCUGGACAAUGAGCACAUCCUCCUGAGGGAAACAGUCCUACGCAACACACAGUUUGCCUACGGCUUGGUCAUAUAUGCGGGUGCAGACAGCAAGAUCCAGAGGAACUGUGGCAAACUGAGAGUGAAGACGACUCAAAUGGAAAAACUUUUCAACAAAGUGGUGAUUGGGAUUGUCUUGUCCGUCUUGGUGAUUGCCCUUCUCCUUGCCAUUGGUGCUGGUGUGUUUGGGACUUCAAUCUUAGGUCGUAUGGAGGUUUUGUCUUCUCUGCUGGUUAAUAACAAUCCCAUCUACACAGCCUUCCUUACCUACUGGAGCUACAUUAUCCUGCUCAGCCCUGCCAUGCCCAUAACUCUCUACAUCACCCUUGAGCUGAUACACACAAUUCAGAGCUCAUUCAUUGGCUGGGAUCUGGAGAUGUACUGGGAACAGACAGGCAGACCUGCACAUGCCCGGAAUACGUCACUGAAUGAGGAGCUGGGCCAAGUGGAAUAUCUUCUGAGCGACAAAACGGGGACGUUGACCCAGAACCGGCUGCUCUUCAGACAGUGCUGCAUUGCUGGAGAGAUCUAUGGUGAUGCAUCAGUCACUGCUGAGGACACAGAGUGCAUGGACUUAAGCUGGAAUCCAUUUGCCUGUGGUCAUCUGUGCAUGUCGGCUCCCAGUCUGAUGGAGAAACUCCGAGGAGGACAGUGUCCUCUCAGCAGACAGUUCUUCACUGCGCUGGCUUUAUGUCACACUGUUAUGGCAGAGUGGAAGGAUGAGGCUCCGGUUUACCAGGCUGCAUCCCCAGAUGAGGAGGCUCUGGUUAGUGCAGCCAGGGAGCUGGGCUGGGUAUUCCUCUCCAGGACUAGAGACUUUAUCAUCGUCUCCGAGCUCGGUGUCAUUCGGCAGUAUCAGCUGCUGGCACUGAUAGACUUUACCAGCAAGAGAAGAUGCAUGUCAGUACUGGUGCGAGAACCAGAGGGUGGGUUGAAACUUUACUGUAAGGGAGCCGACAUAGUGAUCCUGGACAGACUGCAGAAAGACUGUCCCCAUCAGGAAAGGACUGAGAAUGCUCUGGAGAUGUUUGCUCAGACCUGUCUGAGGACUUUGUGUAUUGCGGUUCGAUCUGUUCCUGAAGCAUCAUGGGAGCAGUGGAACAAAACUCUGGCCCAGGCAGCUACCAUGAUGACCUGUGAUCGUGACAUGAUGCUGGAAAAGCUCCAUGACCAAAUGGAGACAGAGCUGCAGCUUCUGGGCGUAACUGCAAUAGAAGACCGCCUUCAGGAGGACGUCCCUGAGACGAUCGCUCUGCUUCAGAAGGCUGGGCUUAAAGUAUGGAUGCUAACUGGGGACAAAAAAGAGACGGCAGUGAAUAUUGGAUACUCUUGCAAACUGCUGGAUUCGGAUACUCGAUUACUGGAAUGGCAGGAGCUGAGGCAGAUUCUCCAGUCCGCAGACCCAGAGGUCAGCUUCUUAAAGGCCAGAAAGACAGAGAUGUGGGCUGUGGAAACACCUACAGCAGGAGAAAAAACUGCAGUUGUCCUCAGUGGGCCUGAGCUGACAGAGUUUAAACAAAGACCAGAAUGGGGGGAGAGGUUCAUGAGCCUGGCAAAGCACUGUCAGUCUGUGGUCUGCUGCCGUGUAACACCAGGACAAAAAGCUGACGUCGUCACAUUGGUCAGAAAACACACCAGCUCAGUCAUCAUGUCCAUAGGGGAUGGUGCCAAUGAUGUGAACAUGAUCAAAACGGCUCAUGUUGGCGUUGGACUGGCAGGAGUGGAAGGAGGUCAGGCUGUGCAGAACGCAGACUUCUCUGUGUCCCAGUUCAGUUUUUUAAAGAGGCUCCUUUUGGUCCACGGGCGCUGGUCUUACCGCCGGCUCUCCUUUUUUCUGCGAUAUUUCCUCUAUAAAACCUGUGCCUUCGCUCUUGUACACAUAUGGUUUGGUAUCUUCAACGGCUUCAGCUCUCAGUCCCUUUAUGAGACCUGGUUCAUCGGCCUUUACACCUCCUUCUACACAAGCUGCCCAGUUCUAUGCAUGGCCUUCUUUGAACAGGAUGUGAGUGCAGAGGUCAGCUUGAAAUGUCCAGAGCUGUAUAAAUGUGGACAAACACAGGAGCUCUGUAACCCUCUGCUGCUGUCAGCAUCCUUACUGUAUGCCGUCUACACAUCAUUUAUUCUUUUCUUCAUCCCUUUUGGAGUCUUCUACAACUCAGCCUGUGACUAUCAGACCUUGGCAGUCACUGUUUCCAUGGCUGCUAUUUUCACAGUCACCACAGAGGUUUCAUUGCUGACCAGAUUCUGGACUAAGUUCAAUAUAGCUGCCGUGUGCUUCUCAGUGGUGUUAUUUCAUGUCUGCACCAAGAUCACCCAGAGCCCUCGUCUGUUUCAGAGCUCACCCGCCGACUAUUACUUCAUUGGUGCAUCUGAUCAGGCUUUCAGGGAUCCAGUUGCGUGGCUCACAGCUCUGCUCACGGCCUGGACUGCUCUGCUGCCCUCAAUGACCGUCUACGCCCUAAGUGUCAUUCGCAGCCGUCAUAACAAACAUAGGGUCCACAGCACUCCCUGCCAGCCAGUGGAACUGAAGUCAGCUUUCAGAAGAGGGACAUCUAUCCACUGUUCAUCUUACGCCCUCUCCCAGGGACCCGGACCCGGUCACCUCAUUUCAUCAGGGACUUGCACAGUGCCUCCAGUGGAUGUGAAGGUGACUACAAGUCGUAAUCCCACUGACUCACAAAGCCAAAUUCCCAUCAAAGACAAUAGCACCAAACUUUAAUAUGAGAAAUGGCCCCUGGAAACCUUGAGGACAUGAUCAGAUGUACUGUUCCUGCAACUUACCCAGUGGUGGUCUCAGUCCAGGUCAUCAGCUGACAACUAAUUACUGAAGUUAACUUUGUCAUUAGCAUGCAUGUUUUUCAGCUAACUUUGAGAACCAUUAGCAGACCAAUUAACUUCCACUAAAUACUGCUCUGCUAACUUUAAACCAGCUACCAUUUAUUUUUUUAUAUAAAGUUUAACAAUCAGAAACAUUUGUAAGCCCUAAAAGCACACAUAUUUGUUCCUGCUGGACAUUAUAAACCCAAUAAACAAAACAGACACAUGGCACAAUGGCCACAAGCGCC
Molecule: messenger RNA, 3922 nt
Organism: Thalassophryne amazonica
Lineage: Eukaryota; Metazoa; Chordata; Actinopteri; Batrachoidiformes; Batrachoididae
Gene: atp8b3
Product: ATPase phospholipid transporting 8B3
Exons: 28
Coding region: 112-3576 (1154 amino acids)
Biological process (GO): phospholipid translocation; Golgi organization
Cellular component (GO): plasma membrane
Molecular function (GO): magnesium ion binding; ATPase-coupled intramembrane lipid carrier activity; ATP binding
Source: RefSeq, a predicted model, not a curated record